CCCACCAUUGAAUGGUUCUGGGCCACCAUCUUCCUCUCUCUUUGCUUACAAAUACAAUUAGGGAACUUUGAUUUGGCUGCAGCGCCCACAAAACCCUUAUCCACCAAUCAUAACUAAACACCUUUGACCCCUUUUCACUCUCUCCCUUCUCUGCCUAUCUCUGUUUCAUAGAUCCUCUCUUGGCUCUUGCAAGGAGCUGGCAUUUUUGUAUUCACUUCCUUUUACCCAUCUGCUUUGCCUUUUCUUUUUUUAGGCCUUUAGCCCAAAAGCUUAGCAAAGCUUGCCACUUUCAUCACUUGAAUUCUCUGUUUUUCUCAAUUGGGGCUUUCUCCUUUCCAUGGGUUUUUAAGAAUCUCUCUCUGUGUCUUCUCUUUUUCUUUUUGUGUACAAAAUUUAUGCCUUGAAUUGAUUAUGGGUUCAAAGUUGUAAAAUUUAUGGCUCUGUUUUGCUUGCCUUGUGGAAUUUGGUAUCUAUUUCUUUCACAUGGUGUUGGGUUUUUGAUUAAUUAUUGAACGUUUAUCUAGGGUUUUUACCAUUAAAAGUCGAUGAUUAAGAUCUGGUUUCCUUUCUGUUAUUGCUUCUGGAAUUGUCCUUGGGUUUUGGAAAGUUGAGACUUUUUUCAGAUUCCUCAAUUUGUUCUUACGUGAAAAAGUUACCCAGAUUCUUUUCAAAUGCUUAUUGAUUUGAUGACUCUUUGGUCAUAAAAUUCUCCACUUCUCUCUGCUGCAUUUCCCAUCUGUAGUUUCUCUCUCUUUGAAUUCUCCUUUCUUUUUUUGUAUAAAUUUAUUUCUAUCCUAUUUAUUAUUGUACAGUGAUUAGACUAUGAAUCCUGGAAGUGAAAUCCUCUCUCCAGCUUCUUAUCUUGCGAAUUCCAACUGGUUAUUUCAAGAAACCAGAGGAACCAAAUGGACCCAUGAAGAGAACAAGCAGUUUGAGAAUGCUCUGGCUUUAUACGAUAAGGAUGAGCCUGAUAGAUGGCAAAAAGUUGCAGCCAUGAUCCCAGGCAAGACAGUAGGAGACGUAAUCAAACAGUAUAGAGAAUUGGAGGAAGAUGUCUUCGAUAUAGAGGCAGGCCUCAUCCCAAUUCCUGGAUAUAUUAGCAGUGAUUCCUUUACUUUGGAUUGUGUGAAUAAUGACCAGGGAUACGAUUCUUUCAAACAGUAUUACACUCCCGGAGGCAAGAGAACCGCCGCAACCAGGUCUCGUGAGCCGGGAAGGAAGAAAGGUGUGCCGUGGACGGAGGAGGAGCAUAGGCAGUUUCUGAUAGGCCUUGAAAAGCAUGGUAAAGGGGACUGGAGAAAUAUUUCUCGCGACUUCGUGACCACUAGGACGCCAACUCAAGUGGCUAGCCAUGCUCAGAAGUAUUUUAUCAGGCAGAGCACAGAAGGAAAGGAUAAGCGGAGAUCAAGCAUCCAUGAUAUUACUAUUGUCAAUCUUCUUCCAGAUGUCAAGUCUUCUUCAGCUGAUGAGAAGAAAUCAUCUCCAAAUCAUUCUAUCUCAAGUCUACAAUCACAGCCACAACCAAAAAUAGUUGGCAUACGCAAAGGAUUGGCAGAUAUGAAGCUACAGAAUGAAGGAGAAGAUGGAGCUGGUGUUUUUAGCCAAGCAAAUGGCAAUUUGUUAAUGCCACCUUUCUGUGAGAUAUCAUCAUAUGGGCAAAAACUACAGGAGCAUAAUCUCCUCAAAGAAACUCUUCCAGGAUACCAUUUUCCACCUUACAAUUUGAUUUCCCAGCAACCGAUGAAACGUCAGUGAGCUUGGAUGUUUUGUCUGCACUCUAUUAUGAGAUAUUUGUGAAUAUAUUCAUCAGAUCUCCUGAUACUCCAUAGUUGUUAGACUAUUUUUACAGAAUUGUGGGUUAGUUUAUGUGGUGAUUUUAUAUUGAAAUCUGAAUCUUUGAACCUCAA
Molecule: messenger RNA, 1907 nt
Organism: Manihot esculenta (cassava)
Lineage: Eukaryota; Viridiplantae; Streptophyta; Magnoliopsida; Malpighiales; Euphorbiaceae
Product: transcription factor DIVARICATA
Exons: 2
Coding region: 823-1755 (310 amino acids)
Molecular function (GO): DNA binding
Source: RefSeq, a predicted model, not a curated record